GAAUGCAUGUCGAAUUCCAGGGCCUCUCGCCCUCUGCUUCUUGAGGAAACUUGAUAAUAGCACAGGUUACUCUGAGAUGUAAAGUAUACUGGCUUUAUCUCAGAGAAACGUGAAAGCAAAUUGCACUACAAAAUUCGUAUGCAUAUUAGAUUUUGCAUUUCUUUGACUGGACUUCCCUGACCUUUCAAAAGUUAGACCUUGGCAGAGGCAGAGGGGAAGGUAUCAUAGCAUGCAUGAGUAUUUAAUUUUACCAGAAAAUAACAAUUUUUUCUGGGAUUGAUUUUAAUUUGGUGUUGGAAACUUAGCUUAGUUUUUUUUUUUUGGUUUUGUUAUUUUCCAAUUACAUUACACUUGAUUUUAUUUAAACGCUUCAUUUUGGAUUACAUUUCAGGACUUACUGUUUGUUUGUUUUUGUUAAACAUGACUUUGCUACAUGAUUUCAUAAGUGUGAUCCUUGACAUGAAAAAGUAAACCUCAAUUAGCUGAAAGUAAAUCCUGGGAAUAACUUCUUUCAUUGCAUGUAAUGCAGCACAAAGUGCCAAAGGCAGUUUAUAACUACUGCAGGCUGUGCAGGCUCCUGCCUGGGGCCUGCUUUGGGAUGAGAGCUUUGGGACUGAGUGAUCCAUCAGUCACGGGGCUUGUGACAGCACAGCAGCACUAAUUCUGUCUGCCCUGGGGUGGGCACACGGUCAUGUUUGCCAUGCCUUGCUCACAGUACAUGGUGAAAAUUCUGUGCCAGCUGUAGAGGGUGAGACAACAUCUGUCUUGAAGAAAGCCUGACAAAAACCCAUCAGUGGUACUAAUAAACACAAACUUGUGGAAGUCUAGACUGGGUCGGCGCUUACUAUCUGCUAACCAUGUCUUUGAAUUCAUCUACACUUUUAAAUGAAGAAAACACUCAAGGAGCAAAAAGAAAUACAGAGUGUUUGGAAAGCCUACUGCAGACUCCAUCAUCAAUUCAAAAUAAUCCACUUCAACAACUACAGUUAGCAUCACAGGAAGUACUGGAAAAGGCAAAAAAGAGUGGGAGAUCAAAAUGCCCCCGAUGCAAUAGUUCAAGGAUGUUUUAUUGUUAUACAUGCCUUGUUCCUGUUGAAACUGUCCCUACCAAAGAAAUUCCAACUGUGAAGUUACCUCUGAAGAUUGACAUUAUUAAGCACCCAAACGAAACCGACGGCAAAAGCACUGCUGUGCAUGCUAAGCUCCUGGCACCUGAUGAUGUUACAAUUUAUAAAUACCCUUGCAUUCCAGAAUAUGAAGAAAAGAGACACGAAAUAGCACUUAUAUUUCCUGGCCCCAAUUCAGUUUCAGUAAAAGAUAUUGCUUUCCAUCUCCAAAAGUACUCCAAGAAAGGUGUCUGUUUCAGUGAUGAUGACUGUUCCAGAGAGCCACUUCUUAAACAAGCAAAACUAGAACCUGAAGAAGAAAAAAAUCCAAAUGAAUGCAUCUCAAGCAGCAGGAGUGAAGGCACUAGACUGAAGAAAAUAAUAUUUAUUGACAGUACAUGGAAUCAAACUAACAAGAUAAUAACUGAUGAACGACUUCAAGGGUUACUGCAAAUUGAGUUGAAGACAAGGAAAACUUGCUUUUGGCGUCAUCAGAAGGGAAAACCAGAUACAUACCUUUCCACAAUAGAAGCAAUUUAUUAUUUCCUUGUGGACUAUCAUCAGGAGAUUUUGAAAGAGAGCUACAAAGGACAAUAUGAUAAUCUGCUUUUUUUCUUUUCAUUUAUGUAUACAUUGAUUAAAGAUGCAAAGUGUUGUGCAGGAAAAGAGUAAGCUGUCUGUCGGUGUAUGGCACUACUUUUAAUAAUAAACUGCACAAACAUAACUAGAAUUUUUUUUUUUAAAGAGAUUGUAUUCUAAAUAAUGUCCAGAAGUGAGCUGCAGACCUCCUCCUGCACACUUGAGGUUGUAGAACUGCUCAGUUGUGCAGUCUGAUUAGAGUGACUUAUUUGAAAAUAGUUACAUUUGCUAAAUAUUGCUGUACUUCAACCUACAGGCCUGAUGUGCUCACUGUGAUGAGCACAUUUCCUGAGAUGGGAGUGGAGGACUUGACCCCUCUUGCUGUAAGGAGUGAUCUCUUUUAAGUGUAAGAAGGAAUUAGCAUGCUGGCUUUUCAUUGUUACUAAUACUUAGUCAGAUGUUUUCUUUGUGGUUACACAGCAAUACUGAUUUCGCCUUUGUGGCAUCAAAGGCUUACUGAAAUGAGCAGAUGGUCUUUAGUUGCUGGGGAGAGCAGCAGCAAUACAGAAUGAAAGAGCACAUUAAUUGAAUAUGAAUUAUAUACUUUCAAAAUUAAAGCUGGAAAACUCUUCUAGUAAUAAAAAAGUGGUCCCUUUAAACACUGUUAUACAAUGUAUGAUUUCUGCAGUACCAUUCAUGUACUCUUAUACGAGGAUUAUUCUCAACUUCUUGGCUAAUUUUAGACUUCUUCAAACAAAUUUAGUUAAGUGUUUAUUACUGUUACAUAUUAUUUGGGGGAGCACUAACCUAAGAAAUAUCACUAUCCAUACUGUAGGCACCACAUAUAAAAGAUGGUGGUUCCGACCACAACGUCUCUGACAAGGCUUCCUUCAACUAGGCAGGCUGUGAAUCUGCUCUGUUUUUCCUUUUGCAGUAACGGGGCAGAUUAGAACAGUGUAAGUAAAAGUUUACUGAUGGGAGUUUUGUCAUAGGUGUAGUGCUGCUGUCAGAGUCAUCAUGUGUGGAUGUAGCCAAGCUAUACCAGCACAGCCAGUGCUGGCAGAGGUAACAGACCUGAGCUUUAGAGCAGAGUUAUAGGAAUAUAUUUUAGAUUAUACAUUGAUAAAAGUUAUAUUCCUAAGGUAGAAAAAAUGUUUCAUUACAGGUACAAUAUAAGAUGGAUAAAUAUUUCUGAAUAUUCUUAGAAAUGUGUUACUUAAGCCAAAAUAUAUCUUGUCAAAGUGACAGACUUAAAAAUUAUAAUAUAUUGUUUUUUAAACAAAACAUCCAAGUUUUUGUUAUCACUUGUAGCAUACUCUCUAGGAGGGCACUCAAACACCCUGGUGAACACAGAAACAGUGUCUUGGAAAAUACUUCAAGAAAAUGUUUUUAUACUUACAC
This is a messenger RNA of Vidua macroura (Pin-tailed whydah), 3086 nucleotides long. It is a transcript of the gene DTWD1, whose product is annotated as DTW domain containing 1. Gene Ontology annotation, biological process: tRNA modification. Gene Ontology annotation, molecular function: tRNA-uridine aminocarboxypropyltransferase activity. Gene Ontology annotation, cellular component: nucleus. The record is from RefSeq and is a predicted model, not a curated record. Bases 858 to 1778 code for a protein of 306 amino acids. The transcript has 5 exons. Lineage: Eukaryota; Metazoa; Chordata; Aves; Passeriformes; Viduidae.